UCUUACCUCGAGAUUCUGAUAAAGGAAAAGGAGGAAAAUGAAAAGAUCCUCUGUUCUUCGGUCGAGGGGAACAGGUCACGCCCCCUACCGACGUCCUCCACUUGUUCGCUUUUUUAAACUUCGUCUAUCCAUUUUGUUAAUUCCCGGUGGUUUUUCUUCGUGGAAUCCGUGUGCUUGGAGAAAUUAUAUGUGGUCUAACUGUGGAAAAUUUUCCCUUGUGCUCAAUAAGGAAGCCAAGGACUUGACUGGUUCAAGUUUUCCCAUUGGUAAAAAUGGCUGUCCUCAGGAUCCUUUAGAUAUUUCUUCAUCAUCAUCAUCAUCAUCGUCAUCAUCUUCAGAUGAUGACACAGACAAUGAAAAAAACCUGUCUACCGAAGAUGCAUCUAAUCAAUUAGUCCUUUAUGAUCCUGUGGCAAAUGGUGCUCGGGCAAUUGAACUUGCUGCUAAUCCUCUUCAGUAUGAAUUUCCAUUACAUCCAAUAAGCAAACCUCAAAAUUCAAUUCCUAGGGUUCUGCCAUCAGUAGGGGCUUUCACUGUACAAUGUGCAAACUGUUUUAAAUGGAGGUUGAUCCCAACGCAGGAAAAGUACCAAGAAAUACGCGAACAUAUUCUUGAGCGGCCUUUUAGUUGUGAAACUGCCCGUGAAUGGCGACCUAAUGUAUCUUGUGAUGAUCCAGAAGAUAUUUCUCAGGAUGGCAGCAGGCUCUGGGCUAUUGAUAAGCCAAGUAUUGCACAGCCUCCUCCUGGAUGGCAACGACUUCUAAGGAUCAGAGGAGAAGGAAGCACCAAAUUUGCAGACGUAUACUAUGUAGCACCAUCAGGCAAGAAACUCCGCUCAACAGUAGAGAUCCAGAAGUACUUGAUGCAACAUCCAGAGUAUGAAAGAGAUGGAUUAAGUCUCUCACGAUUUUCAUUUCAAAUACCAAAGCCAUUGCGAGAUGACUAUGUGAGGAAGCGCUCUGCUCGAAUUGCUGCUCCAUAUAAAGGCAAUGGACCUGCCUCAGCAGAGCCAGUGAAUCCUCUGCCUUUAUCUUGGGUGGGCCCGGCAGAUGACUGUACAGAAUUGCACGAUGGUAGGACAGCGGUUCCAGCACCAUCCCUGGAUUCCUUUGCUGUUGACCCUUUCAGCCGUCCUGCGAAAAAACAAGCAACUCAGAGCUCCUUUGAGUGAGCAGUCCAAUAGCAAGGCAAGCUUUAUCAGAAGUUAAAGCAGGGAAGUUUCUGAUCUGAUUUCAUGUUAGUAAAUAGUUAUUUACCCUUUUGGUUGGGCCAGUUAUUGAUGCUGGGGUUGCGAGGACACCGGAUUAUAUGGCUUGUGUCUUCUUUAUUAUCUGCCAUUUGGAACCCACUAGUGUUGAGAGUGAAAUGUCAGAGAGGUAAAAAGGAAUAUGCAGAUAUAGUUGCGGAUAACAUGUGUACUCUUUGUGGGAUGGUACUUGGCUAAAAUGGAAAAAGAUGAUGCCGAACAGUGGUUGUUCAGUUUGGAUUGUAAGCUAAGCAUGUUUAAUCAUGCCGAAAACAAUGUAUAAAAAGUAUAUGUUAUAUUACGCA
Molecule: messenger RNA, 1551 nt
Organism: Neltuma alba
Lineage: Eukaryota; Viridiplantae; Streptophyta; Magnoliopsida; Fabales; Fabaceae
Product: methyl-CpG-binding domain-containing protein 2-like
Exons: 5
Coding region: 38-1171 (377 amino acids)
Molecular function (GO): DNA binding; zinc ion binding
Source: RefSeq, a predicted model, not a curated record